Oryza brachyantha (malo sina) is the source of this 2919-nucleotide messenger RNA. RefSeq lists its product as uncharacterized. The record is from RefSeq and is a predicted model, not a curated record. The transcript has 7 exons. Gene Ontology annotation, cellular component: nucleus. Gene Ontology annotation, molecular function: zinc ion binding. Lineage: Eukaryota; Viridiplantae; Streptophyta; Magnoliopsida; Poales; Poaceae. The coding region runs from base 20 to 2851 and encodes 943 amino acids.
CUCGCCGCGGCGGAGGGAGAUGCGGGAGGAGGUGAGGAGCUCGUCGGGGGCGGCGGCCGAGCCGCCCCCCACGCCAGUCGCCAGUUCUGCAGGACCCUCAUCACCUGCUAUGCAAGCUAAUGUUGCCAGCAUAGAUUGGUCGGGUAGUAGACAAGCUUCCAGAGUUGAUUCCUCAUCACAUGUUGCUCCGCAUGCCCACCAGCCUUCGCAUAGUUUCGAUGCCACUGGAACUGCUUUGGAUUCUGCACCAUCAUGUAGGCCAUGGGAACGUGGAGACUUGCUUCGUCGACUGGCCACAUAUAAGCCUACAACUUGGGCUUCUAAGCCAAAGGCUGCUAGUUCUCUGGCUUGUGCUCGGAGAGGUUGGGUGAAUGUUGACAUGGACAAAAUUGAAUGCGAGUCAUGUGGUGCGCAUCUCAUAUUCAGUACGUUGACAUCCUGGUCCCCAGCUGAAGUUUCAAACGCUGGAGAAGCCUUUGCCGAGCAACUUGAUGCAUCACACCAUAACAGCUGUCCAUGGAGAGGCAAUAGCUGUGCUGACAGCUUAGUGCAGCUCCACUUAACACAAUCAGCCCUUAUUGGGGGUUUUAAAGAUCGAUGUGAUGGACUUCUGCAGUUUACUUCCCUUCCAGUAAUUGCUUCAUCAGCAAUUGAGAAUAUGAGGCUGACCAGGAGUACACAAAUUGAACGCUUAUUAUCCCAAUCAAUUGCCUUUUUAUCUGGAGAGCUGAGUUACAAAGCAGAGAGCACACCAGGAAUUGAUAUCCAGCAAGAUGCCUCUUGUAGCUACUCAAAAGCUAGGAAGCUUAUAAGCCUUUGUGGAUGGGAGCCUAGGUGGCUUCCAAAUGUCCAAGACUGUGAAGAAAAUUCAACCCACUCAGCUAAAAAUGCAGACUCUGUUGAACCAUUUUUUCCCCGUUUUUCUGAACACCAAAAAAAUUCAUUCUCUGCAUCAGCCAGAAAAGAUAAAGGAAAAGGCAAAAGACCACUCAAAGACUCUGGAUGUAGCAUGAGAUCACCUUUGUUAGACUGUAGCUUUUGUGGCUCUACAGUCAAGAUCUGGGACUUCAGAUCUGUGCCACGUCCUUGUCAUUUUAGUCCAAAUAACAUUGAUGCACCUGAAACAGGCAAGAAACUAGCACUGACACGUGGAAUUAGUGCGGCCAGUGGGAUCAAUGAGUGGGUUACUGAUGGGAUGGAAAGAGAUCCUGCUGAAGGGCAUGAUGAAGAAGCAACAAAUGAGGGAAAAUCAUUAUCGAAUGCUGGAGUGGACCUGAAUCUGACAAUGGCUGGAGGAUUGCCAUCAAUUCAAUCUUCUAUACCAAUUGCAUCCGAGCGUUUUAAUGGAGGAUUGGGAAGGGAUCUAAUGAUUGGACAACCUUCUGGAAGUGAAGUUGGUGAUCAUGCAACGUCAUAUGAGUCGCGAGGUCCAAGCUCAAGGAAGCGCAACCAUGAGGAAGGUGGGAGCACAGUUGACAAGCCACAGGACAGGCUUCAGCAUGCUGAUAGCAUAGAAGGAAGUGUGAUCGAUCGUGAUGGUGAGGAAGUUGAUGAUGCUGCGCAAGAUUCGGACAUCCCGAAUAAGAGAUCACGUGGGUUUGAUCUUUUUGGUUCCUAUCUUCCAUCUUCUUCUGGAGCUGGUCCCAGUAGAAACUUAUGCUUUGACCCUGAUGUGGAUGUUGGCAAAUUCAGUCACGCUAGAGCUGCAGGUCUAACCGCUGUUGAGAGAGAUUCUAUGAGGGAAUCUUCUGUAGCUGCAAUGGAUACUGUUCAUAGUGGUGAUGAAGAUUCCAUGGAGAGCGUUGAAUACUAUCCAGGUGAUGGUAAUGAUAUUGAUAUGCCCUCAUCUAGUGCGCACAGAAAUAUUGAAAUGGAUGAUGUCUUGGAUCUCAACUAUAGUAACCAAGCACAGCAAAGUGCAUGUAUACAGCCUGCUUCUGGAAGUGAUGCAAGGGAAAUAGGAGGAAGCAGUACAAAUGAAGGGGAGGAAGUCCUUGAUGCAGUAACAGCCCCUGCUUUUGCAAGGGAUCAACUUAGCAUAGGAAUUAGUGGUGGGAGUGUUGGUAUGGGUGCUAGCCAUGAAGCUGAAAUUCAUGGAAUUGAUGUUUCUGUGCAAAGGGCUGAGAGUGUUGUAGGCGAUGCAGAACCUAAUACUGAGCUAACAGAGACGAUGGGUCAUACUGGUGAAUCAGUUCCCGGACCUGGCCUAAUGGACGAGUUUGUGCCUGACGAAGUUGAUCGACAAGAACCUCAUGGAGACAGCCAAGAUAUGGUGUCUCAGUCAGUGGGCCAAGCUGAUAGUGGUUCAAAAAUUUAUGGUUCCACUAAAGCUGAUUCUGUGGAGAGUGGAGAAAAGAUAGGAGGGCAUGCUGUUGGUCAUGCAAGCAGGAUGAAUCCUUCUCUUUCUUGCAAUGCAGGGAUGCAUACCGGUUUUGAUGUAUCUAAAGAGGAAGUGACACAAGCUGGCAAAGUAUUGAUUACUGAUGAUGUGCCAAUGGGGUUAGAUUAUGACCUUCAGAAUGGAUUAGGAGCAACAAAUGGUGAAAAUGAUUUUGAAUCAGGACUUCCGGAAUUUGAUCCUGUUAAGCAUCACGACAGUUACUGUCCAUGGGUAAAUGGAACAGUGGCAGCAGCUUGUUGUAGCAAUACUGAAUCAAGCUCAAGUACUUCACCACUUUCUGGCUGGCAAUUAACAGUUGAUGCACUCGACACAUUCCAGUCUCUUGGUCAAGCUCAAAAUCAUGCUAUGCGAUCUGAUUCUGCAGCCUCAUUAUACAUGGAUGAUCAAGUAACUCCUAACCACAAGCUAGCAAGGAGGGCAUCAGUAAGCAGAAGCCAUGGGAAAUGCUGAUUUCAGGACCUUCCACACAGGCUUUGCCUUUUCACCCAAAAUGUAUCAAAAAAGGAAAAAAGGAAAAA